AUGCAUCCAUCUAAUUCGUUGGCGGAAGUGGCCGCCAUACAUCACCAAGAACGUCGACCUCGUCAUCUUCAUGACAUGUGCGGGUUUCGCAUGGACAUUCUCGACGGCGGUAACUACCGGCCUUAUUCAGAGGAGCGAGGGCGACUUGCUCGCCAACUGCUACUUUGA
Ectocarpus siliculosus is the source of this 168-nucleotide messenger RNA. NCBI's taxonomy places the organism in Eukaryota, Phaeophyceae, Ectocarpales, Ectocarpaceae. The record is from the annotation of a GenBank genome assembly.